This is a messenger RNA of Rotaria sordida, 897 nucleotides long. Lineage: Eukaryota; Metazoa; Rotifera; Eurotatoria; Philodinida; Philodinidae. The record is from the annotation of a GenBank genome assembly.
AUGUCAUCAGAACAAGAAAUUCCAAUAAAACAAAAAUGUCUUCAAUGGAUCAAAGUUGGUGAUAAGCCAUUCCAGUUUACAGACUCAGCUCUCGUCACACAACCAAAAGAUUUGGAACAAAAUGAUGUGUUGAUACAAGUUUAUUCAGCUGGUGUCAAUCCUAUUGAUGGAAAAAUGGCUGUAGAAAAUAUAGCACACGUUAAAUUACCAGCAGUUGUUGGUUACGAUAUCAGCGGAACAAUUGUUGGGAUUGGCAGUAGUGUUAAAGAUUUUAAGAUUGGUGACGAUGUUCUUGGUUGUCUGACUUUUAAACGUGGUGGUGGAUUUCAACAGUAUUGUGUUACAGAUGAAAGUGUUCUCAUUAAAAAAUCCCCUGGAGUUAGUCAUGAACAAGCUGCUUCACUAGGAGUUGCAUAUCUUUCAGCGUUGGAUGGUCUUCAACAUGUAAGAAAUCAAAUACAAGGAAAAUCUGUUUUUGUACCUGGUGGAUCUGGAGGAGUUGGUCAUUUUAUUGUACAAAUUUGUAAAAUCUUGGGUGCCUCACCAUUAAUUGCUUCUGCAUCGAAAGAAGAAGGAAUUAAAUUACUGAAAGAAACUUACCAUUGUGAUCAUGUUAUCAAUCAUGCCAAAGAGGACGUGGUUGCCAAAAUCCAAGAAAUUACUGUUGGUCAAGGUGCACAUAUUGUCUUUGAUUCCACAUAUAUAUCAUCAAGUUUUGAGAAAUCGAUUCGUUCAACAGCCAAUGGUGGAUUAAAAGAAGCUUGUGAAUGGAUAUUACAAGGAAAAUUAAAACCAUAUAUUAAUCAACAACCAACAAUUGAAGAGCUAGAAACAGCAAUUGAAAAAUUGAGAAAAGGACAAAGUGGAUUUGGAAAAGUUGUAGCUAAAAUACAUUAG